Molecule: messenger RNA, 2815 nt
Organism: Drosophila bipectinata
Lineage: Eukaryota; Metazoa; Arthropoda; Insecta; Diptera; Drosophilidae
Gene: osk
Product: oskar
Source: RefSeq, a predicted model, not a curated record
UUCUGUCAGAGCGAUGGCCGCAGUCACAAGUGAAUUACCUAGAGAGCCGACAACUACCACCAAUACCAAAAGCGAUCGCCUGAGGGCAGUGAAAAAACGUGUGACCACGUGUUUGCAGCAGUGGUGCCAGAAGCUCCAGCAGCCCGCCUCCUUUCGCAAGAGUUCCUCCAGCCGCUUCUACAGGAUCUUCGUGAAGGCCGAUUACACGGCAAUUGGCGAUAAAUUCAAAUCCGUUCGCCAAUUCCACAAGAUCUUCAAGGCGGGAAGGAAAAAAAGAGAAGAACCGGCGGAGUCGGUCGAUGAGCGCCAGCAGUUGCAGUUUGUGGCGAGACUCUUCUCCUCCACAUUGAUUUCCACGGAGGAGAUUUACGGUAACGGAAAAACCAGCUACAGCAGCCGGAAAAGUCAGAGUUACAACAGCAACAGCAUGACCAUUAUUGAGAGCAACUAUAUAGCCGUAAGGGAGGAGAAUCCCGAUAUAGACGCAGAGGUGCGCGCCAUUUUGCUAUCUCAUGCCCAGAAUGGCAUUACGAUAUCGAGCAUCAAGAGUGAAUAUCGGAAACAAACGGGCAAUACCUUCCCGCUGCACGACAAUGUCACCGACUUCCUGCUCACCAUUCCAUAUGUCACCGCCGAAUGCAGUGAGACCGGCAAGAGGAUUUUCAACAUGAAGCCCAACAAGGAUAAUCGUCAUCUGUACGAUAUGGUCCUAAAUCAAAAGCCGCGCAACGACUGCAGCAGCGGUCCGCCCUCCUCCGUGGAGUACAAUAGGCCGGUGGGGCAGCGUGGACCGCCCCGUCACUGGCGGUAUCAGUACAAGCGCCGGGCCCAAUCCCCGCUGGAAAACACAAACCAGAUCAAACAACUGAACACCGAACAGAAUGGUAUGGAGAAGCUCCAGGACAAUGUCCAAAUCAGAGCGAUUACGACCAAUUCGGCUACCCUGCAGAAACUGGCCAAAGCUGCAGGGGAGUCGAAUUGGUGCUACCAGGAUAAUUGGAAUCAUCUCAACAAUUUCUACCAACAAAACAACGUGAAUGGACCACAAAAUCCAGUGCCACCCAACAUUUACAUCGAUACUCCGGAUCAGCACACACAGGUGACAGAUCCAGAGCUACUUCAUUGCCAGAACCGAAAUCCCAGCCAGAACCAAAACUACCACCAGGAUAUAUAUAAUAACCAUAACAGAGAUAUGCUUGAAUUUAAGAGACCUCGUGACUUAACACCCACUCCCACCACCACCAGUGGCACCCAAAAUGACUCGAUGAUGACUAUCAGCUCCGAUUUUGAUGCCUUUCUGCUUGAUUUUCCGCUCAUGGGCGAUGACUUCUUCCUAUAUCUGGCCCGCAUGGAGCUUAACUGUCGGUUCAAGCGAUACGAGCGGGUCCUGCAGUCAGGACUUUGUGUCUCCGGACAGACAAUUAUUGGCGCCAGAAACAGGUUUAGGAAAGUUUACUUACCGGAGAAUACCCAGAUCAUAGUCAACAUCGGAUCGGUGGAUAUAAUGCGGGGCAAGCCCCUCGUCCAGAUCGAACAUGAUUUUCGAUUGCUAAUCAAGGAGAUACACAGCCGGAGAUGCAUCCCGAUCUUAACAAAUCUGGCACCUCUGGCCAACUACUGUCACGAUAAGGUCCUGUGCGAUAAGAUCUCCAAAUUUAAUAAGUUUGUACGCAACGAGGCAAGAAGUCAUCUGAAGUUCAUUGAUAUUAAUUCUUGUCUCAUAAACGAGAAGAAAAAUGUCCUAUUUGAUUGUUUUCAAAGUGCACCACGUACCGUCACUGGUUCCAAGGAACCCUAUCUCUUUUGGAACAAAAUAGGACGGCAACGUGUCCUCCAAACAAUCGAAUCCUGCCUGGAGUAUUGACCAGAACUUUUGACUGGGCUGGCACCGGUCCAUCUAUGAAGAUGAUUUUUACCAAAUUUUACGCUGACGGCACUCUGCUUUUAAUGGAAUUCGCUUAACUUUUAAUAUGUUAUAUGUCUAUGUGUCAAUGUCCCUGUCUAUUUUUAUGUUCAAUUGUAUUCGUGCGCUUGUGAGAGUCCCCCUAAUUGUUUAUACAUGUUUUGUGUUUUUUGUUAGUUUUUAACUUUAUGUGGUUUUCGCAGCCUGGUAUUCAUUUCGUAAUAUUUAGAGCUUUCGCCCAUUUCUUGCAUCUAUCCCAAAAACUGUGUGAAAAUUCGACUUACGAAGUGAUAUAAGGAUGCUAAAAACUUUCUCUACACUCUAAAAAUUAUUCCAUCACAUUUUUCAUUUCAAUUUACUGUUUCUAUUGGAUUGCAAAAUGGAAUUUAACUGCAAAUCAUUGCAAAUGUUAUAAUCUGUUUUUUGUUCUCCAUUUUUUUUCUGUUUUUUUGGGCCAAAAUGCUGCAUGCUCAUGUAUAGGAAUCUGAUGCCGCCUUGCCACAAGAGUGGGUGGGAUGGAGGGUUAUAUACAUUUGAGUCAUGCCGCAUUUUGGUCGCGAUGAAAAUGCAUUUGCUUCCCUUGAAGCAUUCGCUUGCACAAAAUCAACGCCGCGGCUGAUUUAUUAUUGAUGUGCCAAGCAAUUUCAAGUGAAACAUUUGUGAGAUUUUCGUGUUCCGGUUUCCGUUAGAGUUUUUCCCAUUUCUUGUAAAAAAGUUUAUAAAAUGCUUAUACUUUGCUGUAAACAUGCCAUCGGAAGUGCGCGCUUUAUACUUCUGUUUGCUGCAAAGUAUACAAACUAACUCAUUUCUUUUCAAAUUAAUCUAAAGUGCUAUCUAAUAUUUAUAAACUAGUUUAAUGUCUUGUAUGUAUGUUUUUUGUAUGUAUCGGAAGUGAUCACGUUUUUUUUUGUC